Erpetoichthys calabaricus (reedfish) is the source of this 778-nucleotide messenger RNA. Its product is annotated as T cell receptor delta constant. NCBI's taxonomy places the organism in Eukaryota, Metazoa, Chordata, Cladistia, Polypteriformes, Polypteridae. The transcript has 5 exons. Bases 35 to 580 code for a protein of 181 amino acids. The record is from RefSeq and is a predicted model, not a curated record.
AGUGCUUGGAGAACUGAGCUUUUAGUCAGCUUUUAUGUUGUACUAUCUGCUGCUGUGUACAGAUAAACUAACUUUUGGAGCUGGAACUAAACUGACCGUUACUCCAAAAGACCAGAAUCCAACAGGUCCUCAGCUGAAUAUUACCGUAAUAAAAACCAAAAACAAUAAUAAGGCAGCAGUGUGUCUGGCUUCGGAUUUCUACAGCUCCUCAAAGAACUUGAUAUUAACUUCGGAAGGCAAGGAUCUGUUAAAGGCUAACAUGGAAAAUGCAGCGUUGUCCUUAACCAAGAAGUUAUAUAGUUUUGCUGGUGUUAAGGAAAUAAAUUCAAUGAAAGAACUGACUUGUAAUGUGGAUAACAAAACGGUAUCUUACAAGGAAAAUAUAGAAUCAACUCCAUCAACCAUCAAUGCUACACCACCUACCAAAACCUGCAAUGCAACUGAUGCAUGGAAGCAGCCUGAAUCAAAUGAUUUAACAAAGAUUAAUUUUCUGUCUCUGACUGUAAAUGGACUAAGAGUGCUGUUAGCAAAGUGUGUGGCUUUUAAUCUACUGAUGACAGCCAGAGCCACCAUAUUCUAAAAGCAAGAAUGGCAAAAUCUAAAUAAGGAGAGCUACUGUUUUUGAUGUCAAUUUUUCUUUUUUUUUUGCUUUUAAAAUAUUUUGUUUUUUAUUUUAUGUAUCAUUUGCUUAUUUCUGUAUUCAUAAUCAAAAUAAGCUUGAAUUUUAAUUAAAGAAAUAUUAUGGCAAAAUCAUAUUUUAAAACACUUAUGUAACGCA